CGCUUUAUUUACCCAUCUAAUCAACACUUUCUUCCAGAAAACCAUACAUAAAAUGUGUACCAUAAAAACUUAAAUAGUACCCGUGGAAUACUACUUACAAAAUCCGUGGCUGACACCCAGCAUGAUUAAAGUCACCAUUUAAACGAUUAUGAAGAGUUUUUACGGUACAUUGUUUUUAAUCGUGUGGUUUGCAUGAUAUUAAAACAAUCCAAUUGGGAAUCCCGUCUCAAUCGCUACCCAACUGCGUAAGACAAGCUCAACAUAUAUCUGCACAUAGUUUCGUACAGCAUGGAAAUUUCAAGUUAUCGAAAUUCCAUACUUUUUACACUCUUACUCUUACUUGGGUCCGGAAUAUGUAACAAUUUUCAAAAUCUUACCGAGGACGAGGGUCUCCCAGCCGGUUACUUUUUGAAAUAUGUGCUCGCCAACUCGUUGAAACACGAGGACCCUUGUUCCUGGGAGGACGAAAAAUUCCGCCAAGUCGCCUACUUGCAGGCUCUACCAUUUCCCAGAGGGAGUAAGCCUGCCAUGCAUAUAUCCAACAAUUUUAUCCGCGGGACGGUCGAGCGCGGGAGGAAAUACUGUAAAGCGAUGAGCUUCUUGGUUUGUGACAAAGCGACGGAAAAGUGUGAGUGUGGCGAUUUCGCUAUGCAGGCCCAGCUGGGUGAUAAGUACAAGGCUUCCAACUAUAUCUUGGAAGAUGACGCUGUCAGGGGGAAAAUGGUGUGCCGCUGGUCGGAAUCUGCUCCAUGUUGGCCCCCACAACCACCUCCUCGUGGCGUGGUUUUGACCAGUUUGAGAGAAGUUAUCACAUGCUCGAAUGGAUUGCAAUGCAUCUCUCGCCAUGACGCCACUUUUUGUACAAAUGAAACCAUAUCGGCCUACAUCAAUGCAGCAGUGGAAGAAAAGAAAUCAUACGGCGAACUAGUGGAUGGAAUGAGAACUGGGAAAAUGUGUGCGUGUGCAAAGAUUGAUGAGAAAUUUGAGGAUUCGAUGUAAUAAUUUUAUGAAGAUGGAAUGCUUGACAAAUAAAUGUUUUUUAAUCAAACUA
Messenger RNA from Folsomia candida, 1051 nucleotides. RefSeq lists its product as uncharacterized. The transcript has 2 exons. Bases 289 to 999 code for a protein of 236 amino acids. NCBI's taxonomy places the organism in Eukaryota, Metazoa, Arthropoda, Collembola, Entomobryomorpha, Isotomidae. The record is from RefSeq and is a predicted model, not a curated record.